This is a messenger RNA of Synchiropus splendidus (mandarinfish), 5883 nucleotides long. It is a transcript of the gene smchd1, whose product is annotated as structural maintenance of chromosomes flexible hinge domain containing 1. The record is from RefSeq and is a predicted model, not a curated record. Gene Ontology annotation, cellular component: chromosome. Gene Ontology annotation, molecular function: protein binding; ATP binding. NCBI's taxonomy places the organism in Eukaryota, Metazoa, Chordata, Actinopteri, Syngnathiformes, Callionymidae. Bases 59 to 5830 code for a protein of 1923 amino acids. Gene Ontology annotation, biological process: double-strand break repair; chromosome organization. The transcript has 46 exons.
UGCCUCCUUCAGAGUUUGAUGUGUAGAGUAGAUCAACAAGUUUUCCAUCGUUGCAGCGAUGUCAUCUGCGGCGAAAAAAAUGAUUUGGAUUUAUGACCACCGCUUUCCAGCUACUGCACCGAGGAGUGUAUCGAUGCAUCUCCCAUUGAACUUCAAUGAAUUUCUACAAGAGCUCCGAAAUGACUUUAAUAUGGGUCCGAACGAGGUGUUUGAAUUGACCAUGCCAAACAGACAAUCCGUCACUUCUGACAGUUACGAUAGGCUUCAAAAUGGCAGCAUCCUGCUCUUGUACAAAAAUAGGACACAGGCUGAAGAAGUCACAGAGGAGCGAAUCAAUAUCCAGCCACAUUACGACACGUUGCUCAAGUCAGGCUUGCAUGAGUACUACGCCAGUGAAGGCAGGGACCCGCUACCAUACACUCUUGCAGAGUUGGUUGACAAUUCCCUCUCUGCCACCGCGAAGAAUGAUGGAGUGAGGUCCAUACAGAUACAAGUGCUGAAAGAUGACACCAUUGGGAAACCUGCUCUGAUCGUCCUGGAUAACGGCUGCGGAAUGACGUCGAAUCAGCUCCAUAACUGGGCCAUUUACAGGCAGUCCAAGUUCAACAGGGACCAGUCAGGUUCCACAAGUGAACAAGGAUCUUAUAUUCGGCCGGACAAGGUCCCCCGCAGCAUCAACAGUGACAUAUCGUACUUUGGUGUUGGAGGAAAACAGGCUGUGUUUUACUUUGGAGAGCAAGUGAGGAUGAUCAGCAAGUCUGAACGUUUCCCUGAAGUGAAUGAACUGGUUUUGUCCAAACAAGAGUUUGAGAGAAAACGAAAAGAGCAAAUGGAUGUGUACGAUGAAAUUAUAACAAAAAGACCGCUCGCGCACCCAGUUAACGUCAAACCUGAUGAGAAGUUUCUGCUCGACCUCAUUGCUGAGGAAGCUGGGAGAACAAGCUUCACAGCUGUUGUCAUCACACGACUACAUGGAAAGAUCAUUGAAACACUAGUGAAUGAUUUUGAUAACUGGACGACGGAGCUUGCUCACAUUUAUCAUUAUUACAUCCAUGGGUUGAAUGGAAACAACGGAAAGGCUGCAGAACCAUCAGAUCCCGUGAAGAAAGUAGACAUCGAGGUCAUUCUGCGUUUUAAGGCCCCCAAAUGUCCUCGGAGGGUAAAUCUCAGAGAUGUUGACAGAGACAUGCAGACGCUGUACAUCCAAUCUGCGGCGGCUCAGUUUGAGUUCAAGGCUUGCAUUGCUGACGCCGAGGUGGAGGGGCUCCUCCGCUACCACCCAUUCCUGUAUCACGAGGAGACGUACCCUCAGGCUCCUGCAGCUGGAAAUCAAGAGGAGGCUGCUGGUGCGGAUGACUUGAAGCAGGAAGCAAGAGGAAAGAGGCCCAUAUUUGAGUGCUACUGGAAUGGGCGUCUGAUUCCUUACACUACAAUAUCAGAACUUCCUUGGUGCGCCGAGUCCAAUAAAAGUGAAAAGGUGCCCUUCGAGUGUUAUGGUCGAUUCUCAGGUAUACUGUUCGCUAACGACCGAUUCCAAGUCACCAAUAACAAGCUCACCUUCACUGACCUGGAGCCCAAGCUGAAAACAGCCCUUUUCACGUGCAUAAAAAAUGGACAGGCUCGAAGAGACAUCAAGAAAGAGUUCACUGCCUGGUUAGAAAACUGCCACAAAACAUACGACAAGAAAUUCAGGUUUAUUGACUUUAUAGAAGUGACCUCAAGAGAAGAUCUCACACCCAAGGGACCAUGGUCAUCUUUCGCAGCCGUCGAGUGGGAUGGGAAAACGUACAAAAAAGGACAACUGGUGAAGUCCCUGAGAACCAAUCCACAUUACUACGGAACUGUGCUCAGGUUUCUGCUUGCUGGAGAACAUGGAAAUGUUUUUGCGGCGGGAGGUGUUGUUGAAGUGAUGCUGGAACCAAGAGGGCUCUAUGACCAAACCAAGACCAUCCCCAUUUCCAAAAUUGACCGCACAGCGGCAGAGGCAAGCAUCAGAGCCAUCAUCGCUAAUGAUGAGUUGAAGAUGCCUUCCACUCUAAAUCUGAGCUGGCAUGAAGGUCCCCCACUGACCCAGAACGCCAUCUUGCAAGUGGGGUGCAGCAUUGGACCGGUUCAAGUUCACAUCUUGAACCAGGCAGGAGAGCAGAUGGGGAGGAUGCCGUCGAUUGGCCAGAGAAGAGGGAACGGUUUCAGUGUUCGGCUCAAGUUAGUCUUUCAUGAUCCAAAAGGAGAUCCAAAACCUUAUGUCUGUGACGCUAAACUCACAAAAUGGGGCUUCUGGUUCAAUAAAAUUGAUGCUCGGCUCACACAAGGCGUUGGGAAGUACUCUCUGACCUUCCACAGUAUGUUAGAGGAUUCCACUGAGUUUGGGGGCAGGGAUCUCCCAAGCACCAAACUUGACUUCACUGUGACGGAGGGUUGCGCUGAGAGAUUCGAGGUGAGCCAACCCACCACCUCAGUCACCGUUGGCCAACUCUUCAACAUCAAUCUGGAAUUUAAAGAUGGCUAUGAUAAUCUUACCCUGCCUCCUCCUAAUGUGGAACCAGUCCUUGAUUCCAGGGGACUGACUCUGACCAUCGAAUCCAAGGAGUAUGGCAAAAAAAUGUUGACCCUCAUGGUGAUCGCAAAAGGAACAGUUGGCCUGAGUUAUGACCUCUGCGUGACGGUCCCUGGCUUAAAAAAGCCCUCACAGACCAUCAACAUCAGUCUUCUUCCUGGGGCUCCUCAUUGCCUCAGUGUGACACCCAGCAAUGACCCGCUUGAGGUAGAGAAUGGAACCAAGUUGACCAUUGAUUUUGAGAUUCAGGAUGUCGCCGGAAACGUCACAGCUAGGGAAGGGAUGAUCGUUCAAACCAUGAUUCCAACACUUCCACUGACGGUGACCGACUGCAGUCGCAAAGGGUUUGGGCAGCUGGUGACAAAGCCUAUAAAGAUGAAGCCGACAGAUGAUGCUGGACUUGUCGAAUUCAAUGUACCAGUCCCUUACAUUGCUAAAGUCACGAGGACCCUGCGUGUGCUCCCAAGCACCCAAGUGUCCAGAAUAGACAUCUUCAGCCAGGUGGAUGAGAAUUUAGUCCUGAAGGAUGGAGACGAGAUCCGGUGGCUGGUUGGAGGAUCCCUGGAGAGACUCUGCUACAAGUUGUUUGAUGAAGCAGGCAGAGAAGUUCCUCUUACUCCAGUGAUCGCCCGCUUAAUUAAGGUAACCUGGACUACAAACGUGGACCCUGAAGAACUGGCUCAUGGGAGGCUGCCUGACAUAAAAGUUCCUGCUCAGGUGCAAGAAACCAAGUUGUGCCAGGUGUUGUAUCAGGACCAGAAUGCCUGCAGUGUGUCUUUCACCAUCACUCCUUGUCCUGGUGAGCCAGUAAAGCUACGAGUAACGCUGCCUCGCAAGUCGGUGAGACUCGGGGAGACACUGCAGGGGAAGAUCUUCUUGACCCUUGUGGACCGGUUUGACAAUCCAACGCAGACGCUUACCUCCACUUGUACCGACCUCUUCAAGGUGGAGGCGGAGGGCCUCGAUGAGUCUGCACGGACUUGGUAUUGGGAGGAAAGCAACUAUUCGGUGUCAGUGACAGGGCUUCGAUUUCUGCCUGAAACCCUGGGGUCCAAAGAAAUCCGCUUCACCUACAAGGAUUUUGUGACAGAGGCUUUCAUCCAUGUCACUCCUGGAGUCCCUGCACUGUUGAAACUCAUCAUCCAGCCAGAGCAGCCUCUGCAGAUUUUAAAUGACCAUGGCAUCCCAACACCGUUCACCCUCCAAGUGUGUGACCAGUUAGGAAACGCCUGCACCCAGCAGAACAUGGUGGUGGAGUUGAGGUCUUUAUCCCCAGCGCUCAAAUUCAGCGACACUGACACGUCACAAGCAGUGGAUUCAGCCGGACGCGUGAAUUUCACUGUGAAACGCGUGAUGGCACCGAGGGGGAGCCACACACUGGAGUUCAGAGCACGCGUCAACUCCAGUUUUAUUCUUGGUCCAAAAGUUAACCUAACUGUGGUCCUGGAUCCAAGCAAACCUGCCAGCCUAAUGGUGGAGUACGAUCCUUCUGCUAGAUUUCAUGCUGGAGAGCGCUUCCCCGUGUUCUCUCUGAAGGUGCUAUCUGAAGACGGUGGUCCGAUGUCGAAAGGUCUCAUCAACUUGGGCGAUGUGUCCAUGUGGAUUUGGAGCGGGAUCAGCCCAUCACCACCUGACACGGCCAUUGAAAUGAACUGCGUGGAGUAUUCCAAUCAAGACGGUUUCUGCUUCAGAAACAAAGAGAUUCCAGAGCACAGUGGGAGACACACCAUCCAGUUUACCCUGCAGAAUGAGAAAGCUAAGCUGAUCGGUGAGCAGAUACCCAUCGACGUGCUGCCCAACCUGCCGUUCCAGCUGGGGAGCACUUCUCAGAUCAGGACUCCAGUCGUCUCCAACAUAACAGAGCGGACCUUGGUGCACAGUCUGAUCCUGAAAAUAAUGGAUUGCUAUGGGAACCCGACUGGGCAGGACCUGAAGGGAAGAGUGACUGUUGUGAUUAAAAGCUGUGGAUCCGCCAGUAGAGAGAACAUCCCAGAGUUGGACAGCAACACAAGUACAUUUGCACUGUCAAAUGGAAGUGUCUCCAUCCCAAGACUGGCCAUCAAGCAGCACAGCCGAGGUGACAAUGCCACCGAGUACAGCCUUGUCUUCAAACCUGAGGUCUCCAACGUCUUCCUGAAAGAGUUUCAGCUGAAGUUCCACUUUUACAACGAUGAAGACCAUCAACGGAAAAUGGCGGACCUGUCCAAGAAGAGAGAUGAGCUCACGGUGUGGAUAAAUAAUCAAAAGGAACAUCUCUCUGACCUCGACCAACUCACGGAAGCCUUAAAUAGCAGCUUGAAGACCUCGGUGUGCAGGGAGGCCAUAUGCAGAAGUGAAGUGACAAGGAGGAGAAUGCCACAAACUACUUCGAUACCAAGAGUCGUCUCCCUCCUCGAGGAGAAGAAGGCUGAAGAGCGGAGACUCUGGAACGCUCCCAGAAGACCCUGCUCCAUUCCCAAUCGAUUCACUGGGGAACAGGAUGUUUUGGGAACGGUUGGCCACCUGGCCUUUGUUCAAGAUGAUGAUGCAGCCAGAGUUAUUUCCUGGCACAUCAGUGGCGACUUGGACUGCGUUAUCACCCUGACAACGGCCGCGGGGAAGAAAAUCUAUGACUUAACAAAUGGGGAACAGCAGGUCAUGUCACUGGACAGUGUGUUUGUUUCACAAGGCAAGAGGCCGCUGCCACACAUACGGAAUGGUUCGCCCAUCUUUCCUGCGCAGGGAAAUCCGGUCCAUGCUAGAGAGCUUCUUAUAUACCAGAAAGACGCGAGGAGCUGUGAGCUGACGUUCAGAAACAUCCUGGGAGACACCAUUUUGAUGGACGACCUGGACUCGGCUCUACACUACAGAAGAGAAGUGGUGCAAAGGAAAAUGCCAUGUCCCACCAUUCUGACGCGGAAAGGGGACCGAGUGUCAGGUCGAGGCAAGUUCGGAGGGAGACAAAACAGAGCCCCGACUUCUGAUUUUCCAAUGUUUGGUGCUCCUCCACCCAGAGAGCACCAAGUCCUGCUGGAAGACAUAGAUGCGCUCAGCAAGUACCAAGAAGCUCUGGAGAAAAAGGAGGAGGCCCAAAAAGAGCAGGAGCGACACAUGGAAAAGAUGAACUCGGCUGAAAUGGCAAGCCUAAGGAAGGAAGUGGAAGAGAAGAGGAGGCAGGUGGAGGAGAUCAGCAGACAGCUGGCUUCAACUCGAAACCAACCAGCCAAACGGAGCAGCUUGGUCGUGGGUGAGCCCUUGGGUGUCAGCGGAAAGAGGCCGCGACCAACCACAUGAUCCUGGAUUCAUUUUGAUUUUAGCUACCGACAAUCCAAAAGUUGCUAUUUGAC